AUGGCAGAGAAGAUCUCCAUACUAAUCGUCGUGGUUGACCUUGAUUGCCACAAGUGCUACCACAAGAUCCGCAAGAUUCUUUGCAUGCUCCAAGACCAUGAGAGGAUCCGGACGAUCUCCUUCGACAACAAGAGCAAGACGAUCACCAUCGUGGGGCCGUUCGACCCGCAGCGGCUCGCCUGCAAGCUCCGCUGCAAGGGCGGAAAUGUGAUCAAGGACCUCCACAUCGUCGACACCAACGGCGGCGGCGGGAAGCGUCCUCCGGAGAAGCCGCCCAGAGCGGAGCUGGAGCUGCCGAUGUCGCCCCCACCGAAGGAGAUGCCGCCGAUGAAGCUGAUGGACAUGGCCAUGCCGGUGCCGCAACACCAGCCGCUGCAGCUGAUGCCGGCGUGCCCGGGGCGGCCGCUGGAGCAGCCGGUGGCGGAGUACGUGAUCCCAACGGUGGAGAUCCCAUCGUGGCCUGAGCCACCCGUGGGGCCGUGCGGGUGCCCGUGGUGCGCGCCCUGCCACCAGGGUGUGAGAGGUAGCAGAUGGGGUAGCGAGAGGAGUACUCCUGGUGAAGGGCUUCAUAAUCCUCCCAAGUGGCGAGUUCCAAUGGCAAGUUGUUCCAUUUAA
Miscanthus lutarioriparius is the source of this 615-nucleotide messenger RNA. The record is from the annotation of a GenBank genome assembly. NCBI's taxonomy places the organism in Eukaryota, Viridiplantae, Streptophyta, Magnoliopsida, Poales, Poaceae.